GAAAUGUUGUUUUCGCAACUUCAGAUCCAACUCGAAUAAAACUAAGUCUCAUUUUCGAAAAGAAGUCAGUAACUGCUACUUCUUAGUUGAUUUUACAUAACAAUUCGCAGCAUUUGAGGCACGUUUAACCUUUGAAAACAAUGAAUCGAUACGUUCAUAUAUUGACUAUUGACUACAGCAGUGUAUAAUAUCGCCGUGUGAUCUGUGCGGAUCCUACUUUUACUACGUAAGUCAAGGUGGCCAUUUGAAUUAUCGCAAUAUCGCGUUUGCUGUAGCGUUUUCUGCUUGUCAACAUAUAACGCGAACCAACGGCAUAAAUAAACAUAAUGGUGAAUGACGAAGUUUCUGAAGCAAACAAAAAACCACUAGCUAUUUUUAAAAAUUCAAUGUUUCAACAAAAGUUUCGACCAAUCACUAGUUCUGGGAAGAAAAGGAUUUGGAGAUCUUUAAAGCAGGUUUUGGCUCAAGAACGUGCUCUACCUUGGCCUUCAGAUGCAAUUCACUACAGCUCUAUAAAUGCACCACCUAGUUUCAAACCUGCUAAGAAAUAUUCUGAUAUAUCAGGCUUGCCAGCACAUUAUACAGAUCCACAGACUAAGCUGUAUUACGCAACUGCAGAUGAAUUUAUGACAGUACGAAGUUUGCCAAUGGACAUAACAGCGGGAUAUCUAGCGCUCCGUGGUGCACCAAGCAUUGUUUGAUUGAGAUAGGAGAUUCGUUACAAUAUGUAUACACCAUUCAUAUCGUAUUAUGUAUAUUACUUCAACAUCAUUAUCAUCAUUCUUUAAUUAUAAUUAUUUAUAACUGGAUUGUGUAUUUCGUAGAAAGUUGUAGAUUUUAUAAUCAUGUAUAUAACAAAGGUUAUGACUUUUAAAUAAAUAGACACGAGUUCAUUUUACACAUUUAAUCAAUCAUCAUUAAAAAAGCUUCUUCUUCAUCAUAUAACUUAGUUUAUAAACUAAAGGCUAACGGGAAUUACAAGGGUAUGAGGGAUGGACCUUUACAGAGCGUGUUUACUGUCAGCUUGCCAUCGAUGUACGUUUACAUCAGUAAGUUUAUCAAUAUGCUUUUUUCGGGGCUCGCUCACUGGUGCCGACUUGGCUAU
Molecule: messenger RNA, 1105 nt
Organism: Nasonia vitripennis (jewel wasp)
Lineage: Eukaryota; Metazoa; Arthropoda; Insecta; Hymenoptera; Pteromalidae
Product: INO80 complex subunit C
Exons: 5
Coding region: 327-701 (124 amino acids)
Biological process (GO): chromatin remodeling
Cellular component (GO): Ino80 complex
Source: RefSeq, a predicted model, not a curated record